Messenger RNA from Drosophila suzukii, 1242 nucleotides. Its product is annotated as band 7 protein AGAP004871. The record is from RefSeq and is a predicted model, not a curated record. Gene Ontology annotation, cellular component: plasma membrane. Lineage: Eukaryota; Metazoa; Arthropoda; Insecta; Diptera; Drosophilidae.
UGCUCAUUUGAAAACGUGCGCUGGACGCGUGCAGUUCUCGUUCGACCAGUUUCCUUUGGAAUAGCCGUGAAUUUGAAAUCAGUUCGAUUCAAUCAGAUCGGUGCCUCGAUUCCUCGCGACUUUCCUCCUGCCAAAAUGCAUCCUGCCUCGCCGCACCAGCAUCGCGCCCGCUUGAACGUCGGAUCGCCGGGAUCGGGUGGAAUACAGGCCUCCUCCUCGACGGAGACCUUCCCGCUCACCCCGCAGCACGCGGUCCACAUACCACCACCCACAUCACUGCCCUAUCAGGGACUCAAAACCUCUGAAAAUGAUGACAUGGGCUGCGUGGAGAUACUGGCCACGGUGGUGUCCGUGCUGAUCAUGGUGCUCACCUUUCCCAUUUCGGUGUUCAUCUGCUUCAAGGUGGUGUCCGAAUAUGAGCGGGCGGUGAUCUUUCGGAUGGGCCGCCUGCGCAGCGGUGGAGCCCGCGGUCCCGGUGUUUUCUUCGUGCUGCCCUGCGUGGACGACUACUAUCCGGUGGACCUGCGCACCGUUUCCUUCGAUGUGCCGCCGCAGGAGGUACUCUCCAAGGACUCGGUCACGGUCACCGUGGACGCAGUGGUCUACUACCGCAUCAGUGAUCCCCUAAAGGCGGUCAUCCAGGUGUACAACUACAGCCACUCGACCAGUCUCCUGGCGGCCACCACGCUCCGCAAUGUACUCGGCACCAGGAAUCUCUCCGAGCUGUUGACCGAACGGGAGACCAUCUCGCACACCAUGCAGAUGUCCCUGGACGAGGCCACCGAUCCCUGGGGCGUUAAGGUGGAGCGUGUGGAAAUCAAGGACGUCUCGUUGCCAACUGCCCUCCAGCGGGCGAUGGCCGCUGAGGCGGAGGCGGCGAGGGAGGCGCGAGCGAAGGUGAUUGCCGCUGAGGGAGAGAUGAAGUCGUCCAGAGCCCUGCGCGAAGCCUCCGAGAUCAUCUCCGCCAGUCCGUCCGCCCUGCAGCUGCGAUACCUGCAAACCCUGAGCAGCAUUUCCACCGAGAAGAACUCGACCAUCAUCUUUCCGCUGCCCAUGGAGCUGCUCACGCCCUUCCUGAACACCCAGGCCUACUCGCAACAACAGCAACUGCAGCACCAGCAACAUCAGCAGCAGCAACACCAGCAGCAGCAACACCAGCAACAUCCUCCUGCUCCUGCCACACCGCUCCAUCGGCACCAGCACCAGCACCACCAGUGACGCUCGAUGUCGGUGCUGCAGCCA